Messenger RNA from Vidua macroura (Pin-tailed whydah), 4852 nucleotides. RefSeq names its product secretory carrier membrane protein 4 (gene SCAMP4). The coding region runs from base 1378 to 2067 and encodes 229 amino acids. Gene Ontology annotation, biological process: protein transport. NCBI's taxonomy places the organism in Eukaryota, Metazoa, Chordata, Aves, Passeriformes, Viduidae. The record is from RefSeq and is a predicted model, not a curated record. The transcript has 8 exons. Gene Ontology annotation, cellular component: trans-Golgi network membrane; recycling endosome membrane.
AGUCAUCAAAUCAGAAUGAAAAUACAAAGGCAGUACAGAAAAUAUCCUAAAGCAAGGACUCAGAAACUGGGGGAUUUGUUGGAUGGAAAGCUUGGGAUCUUGGGCUCUUCUGAGAUUGGCUGGGACAUCUGCAGGGUACAAGAGGAGCCAGUGUCCUGUGAAUGUGGUCUUGGGGACAUGCUCCAGGUCACUUGGUGGGUUUAUGGCAAAGCAGGAAUGAAUUCCGCUCUCCCACUUCCCUGUCACUGCUCCUCUUUUGGCCUGGCCUUUGCUUAUUCUCUGCCACCUUUCUGUGAUAGUGGAGAAAACAGUAGGGAGAAAUAACGAACUUUUAAAACUACUUGAUAUGGGCAAAAAUAAAGCAGGGGACCGAGGAGUAGUGUUUGCAGUAGCAGAAGUGAAGGGGAUGCUAAAUUGGGAGGAGCUGCUGACCCCCUGGAAGGCAGAGAGGCCCCAGAGAGUCCCUGACAAAUGCUGGGGCUGAGCAACCCCCAGCCAUGUGACAAGUGACAAGUGUCAGAUCCUGCCCUGGGAUGGGGCUGCCCUGGAGGCAGGGACAGACUGGGAAUGAGAGGCUGGAGAGCAGCGCCGUGGGAAGGGACCUGGGGGUCCUGGUCAGUGGCAAGUUGGAUCUGAGUCACUGCUGUGUCCUGGCAGCCCAAAGGGCCACCCUGUCCUGGGGGCACCAGGCCCAGGGAGGGAUUGUCCCACUCUGCUCUGCACUGGGGCAGCCUCACCUCCAGUGCUGGGGGCACUUUGGGCACCACAAGGUCAGGAGGAUCCCAAGCUGUUGGAGAGUGUCCCAAGGAGGGACACGGAGCUGGGGAAGGGGCUGAGGAGCGGCUGAGGGCACUUGGCUCGUUCAGCUGCAGCACAGGAGACUGAGGGGAGGCUCCUCGGGGGCUGCAGCUCCUCCCGAGGGGAGGCAGAGGGGCAGGGGCUGAGCUCUGCUCUGGGCCAGGGACAGGAGGCCAGGAAGGGCUGGAGCUGUGCCAGGGCUUGGCAUGGAGCUCAGGGAAAGGUUCUUCCCCCCGAGGCUGCUGGCACUGCCCAGGCUCCCCAGGGAAUGGUCCCGGCCCCGAGGCUGCCAGAGCUCCAGGAGCGUUUGGCCAGCGCUCUCAGGGAUGCUCAGGGUGGGCUUGGUGGGGUGGCUGUGCAGGGACAGGGGCUGCACUGAUGGUCCCUGUGGGUCCCUUCCAGCUCUGGAUAUUCCAAGAUUCUUUGAUUCUCAAAAUGUGCCUCAAAGCAGAUUCCCACAGGAGUUGGGAAGCACCACAGAGAGCCAGGAGCCAACAAAUCAUCUCAACACCUAAAUGAGGCAUUAAGUCUGAUCUAUUGCUCUGUCUGAAACCUCACCAGGGAACACAAGUAUUAGAAAUGGCAGAAAAGGUGAAUAACUUCCCACCACUCCCCAAGUUCAUCCCUCUGAAACCAUGUUUCUACCAGAAUUUUGCUGAUGAAAUCCCCAUCGAUUACCAGUUCCUGGUGAAGAGAAUCUAUCAUGUGUGGAUCUUUUACUGCAUCACGCUGGCCGUGAACCUCAUUGCCUGCCUGGCCUGGUGGAUCGGGGGAGGCUACGGGGUCAACUUUGGCCUGGCCAUCCUCUGGCUGAUCCUCUUCAGCCCCUGUGGCUACGUCUGCUGGUUCCGCCCUGCCUACAAAGCCUUUCGGUCGGACAGUUCCUUUAAUUUCAUGGCCUUUUUCUUCAUCUUUGGCGCGCAGUUCCUCCUCACGGUCCUGCAGGCAAUCGGCUUCUCCGGAUGGGGAGCGUGUGGAUGGUUGGCAGCCAUCACCUUCUUCAGCACCAGCGCGGCAGCUGCUGUGUUCAUGCUGUUCCCUGCCAUCAUGUUCACGAUGUCAGCAGUUGCAAUGCUCAUCUGCAUUAUAAGGGUACAUAAAAUCUACCGAGGGGCUGGUGGAAGCUUCCAGAAGGCUCAAGAUGAGUGGAACAGCGGCGCAUGGAGGAACCCUCCCAGCAGGGAGGCCCAGUACAGCAAUUUUUCUGGGAACAGCCUGCCAGAGUAUCCCACAGUGCCCAACUACCCCUCUGCAAACCAAUGGCCUUAAGCAGCAACAGCUGCAAACUGCCUGGAGUCUCUCCUUUUUGGUCUUUUUAUUCUUGUUCUUGGAAAAGAUCAUUUGCAUUCCCCCCCUCAAGCACCCCACUCAUCUCGGGGACCUUUCUGGUUCUUGUCUCCCGAUCCCUGCGGAAUAUCCGUGCUCUCAGCCCUUCCCACUGCAUUGCACUGCACGGCCAUGGCAGAAAGCUUUUUGUUUGCCUUGAGUCACCAGUAUUUGCCUCGUUGCAGAGUGAGAACAAACCCUUCACUGCCCUUGCUUGAGGGAAUCCUCUCCUGACCAUCCCUGGAAAAGGCUCAGCUUCCCCACGAUGGCAACACUCCCACAGCUGCUCCUGCCCCUGCUCCUGCUCAGCUUCCAUGGAAUGCCCAGCACAGCACCACACUAUCUGUAGCAAAAGCAAUCAGAGCAUUAGAAGCAACUGGUGUUUACUCUCCUGGAUGAAUAAUGUGGAAUUUUUCACUCUAAGGGAAAUGCAGCACUCCAAUUAUUUAGUACUGGUGACACUGAAGUGAUUUGUGAAAGCUCCACCCCCCGUGGGAGGAUCCCUGCAGGUAACAGAGGUGCCCUGGGUGAGUCCUCGGAUGGGAAGCCCCCACAAGUCCUCCUUUGCCUGGCUCAGACUGUUGUGAUGCUACAGCUCUUGCUUUCCCUGCUGCCAAAACCUCUUGCCGGAUCUGUGUGUUCCAAAGGUGCAGAUUCAUCUCCUUAGGUUCCUGAUUGCUCGCUAAAGCCUGAAGCAAAGCCCAGUGGAAACCAGUGCAGAGCUGACACUGGGCCUUGGUGGUGUUCACCCUGCUACAGGGACUCAGCACGAGAUUUCCCCACCAUGUAACUUCCAGCCAGUUUUGUGCUGGAUGCAAGGUAAUGAUUGAUCUCAGUGCUGGAGCCCCAGUGUGGUUUGGAAAUGCUUCUCUUACAAUGAAUAGUUUAGUUCUGCCUUCUGCUGGUGUAGCUGAACUGCAGAUAUUACAGUGGGGUCUGGGAGACCAAGGGAAGCUUGUUAGUCCUCAUGGCUGCUGUUGGCUCUGUGGCUGGCAGGACUUCCAUGAGAGAGAGAUUCCUGCCUUUCUCCAACAAUCAGCUGAAGGAAGGUUGAAGCUGUUGAGAGGGAUUGUUUUCCCUGAGAUUAUCCUCCACCUUGUCAUUCAUCUCCAUUCUGUGCCUGAGCCAUCCAAUUCCCUGUGUCCUACAGCGAUCCAGGCAGCAAAGGCUGCGGUUUCCUCUUCCCACUCAGCCUGCUGUGAAUUUUUUAAAACCUGUCCAAACUGGGAGGUCAGUUCCCAAUUUUUUUAUAGGGAGUGAGUGUUCCAAAUCUUUGGCUUUCAAAGUUUUUGCCAGUGAUCCAGAGUGCUCCAUUUGGGAGACCUAGGAGGGUUGGGCACCCUGGGGAUCAGACUUAGAGCCUGCUGCCUUGGCAGGCUAUUCAUGGGGUUAUUCCAAAUUCCCAAAUUCACACUGAGCAACUGGAAAACAAAAUUGGCUCCUGGAAAGGGACAGGGACAUGGUCCUAGCUAGGUGGAAUUGAUUUGCAAGUGGUCUUUUGAAAAUUUUUCUCUACAUGUGCCUUAUCUAAUGAAAUCACGGUUCACAGAGGAGAGCUCCCGCUUCCCCCUCGCCCCUGCAGAAUUCCCUGUUUCCCUACUAACUCAUCCUGUGUCACUGUAAAUAAUGAGGGAAGCACAGUCUGGAGUCUGCACAACCCCUGUGUUACCAGGGCCAAAGCAAAAGCAACCCCGGAUUUCCCCAAAUUUCCGUUUACAGCCACGCUGACCCCUGCUGCAGGAGCAACCCUCCACUGGCUCUGGGACGUGGAAUGUGCUCCCAACACCAGGGGUUUGUCCUGGAGAGUGUGCAAUGUGCUUGGGAGGACGAGCUCUUGGAGCCUUCUUAACAGAACAUGACCUGAUAGCAUUGUGAAGCUUUUAGGUGCCUUUGUCUAGUGUCAAGUGUAAUUUUAAGUGUUCUUUGUCGCUUGCCAUCGGAGUAAUGAAAGAACUGCCUGGCGUUGACUCCCUGGAAAUACGAUGGAUGCACCACGGGGCGAGGGUCAACGGGGCCGAAGGUGGGAUUGGCCACACCUGGGAGCCAGGACAUGGUGCACCCAUGUCCCUCAGUCAAGCCCCUCACCAUCCUCAGCCUCUUGCCAAAAUUGUUCAAAACCGUUUGAUACCUGCCCCAUUUCAGUGUGUCAAGUUGGAGGUUUUGAAGAAACCAAGAGGAGAAGCAUUGCUGGGGGCUCCACAUCCUGCUUCUCUUUGGGAUUUUCCCCUUGGAGAAUCUAGGGGCUGUGUUGAAGCACCUACCCUCAUUCACACUGGAAAUGUUUGAUUCAAGGAGGGGGGGUGCCUGGGAGCCUGCCCACUGGAAUGGUUGGAGCUGGACACCAAAAUCACACCCUGUGAGCCUGCACCACCUGAGAUCCCUGUGGAGAUCAGUGCACCUCAGGUGGGAACUCCAUCUCAUCCCCUCCCUCCUCUUCGAUGCCAGAAACCGUAAUUCCAGAAAGUUGACCCAACACACUGCCUGAACAAAUGGCUUUUUUUUUUUUUUUUUUUUUGGACUUCUCUGUAUGUUUUUAAAUGUUUACAUUAGAUUUCUAAAAGUUCUUAACACCAUUAACCCGGCCCUGGCUCCUGGUGUGGUCGGGCGUCAUGUUGGCAUGUCUGUGUGUGAUGUUUCAUGUCACCUGUGGAGCUCUGGGUUUUGUUUGUGUUUUUCUCCUGAUCACAAGACAAUAAAUGCUCAUCCUGUGCUUGAUGAGGAGAACUGG